UCAAACUGCUUUGAGGCUGCGUGCGCCGCCAUUGACGUGCAUCCCCAAAACCCAUCGAUUUUGGCUCAGGCUUGUGUGUGGGCUCCCUUUAAUACUCCGCCCAAAACUGCAACCUGUUGCGUGUCGCGUUCCUCCAGAAUCCCAUGUCUCUGUCUUCGAGAUGAGAACUCAGCGUAUCCUGCAGUACCUCGCGCUGCUGUGCAGCCUUGGAUCCAGCUGCGUGGCGCACCCCUCAUUUCUUGCAUCGACCCCAAGGGUCUAUGCCCAGACUUCGAUGCGAGAUAACGGUGCAGGGCGACUAAAGGGCAAGUUCUUACAUAUCACUGACAUCCAUCCCGACCCAUUCUACAAGAUCUACUCAUCCACCGCCGACGAGGACGCUUGCCAUCGAGGAAAAGGCCCAGCUGGCUAUUACGGCGCGGAGACGAGCGACUGCGACAGUCCCGUGUCGCUGCUGAACGCAACUUUUGACUGGAUCAAGGAUAACAUCCGCGAUGAAAUCGACUUCGUCAUCUGGACCGGCGACUCGGCCCGGCAUGACAACGACGAGCGUAUACCUCGCAGCGAAACACAGGUAGUCUCACAGAACAAGCUAGUGCUGCAAAAGUUCUGGGAAGUCUUUGGCAAGCCGGACAAUGUGGAUGACCCGGAUCCUUACAACGACUUCAUAAUACCUAUCGUGCCCACGUUAGGCAAUAACGAUAUCCUCCCCCACAAUAUUUUUCUGGAAGGCCCCAACAAGUGGACCAAGACUUACUUGGACGUGUGGAGGCAAUUCAUACCUGAGGAGCAGAGACACCAGUUUGCGCGCGGUGGUUGGUUUUUCGUCGAGGUCAUUCCCAAUAGGCUGGCUGUCAUCAGCUUGAACACUCUUUAUUUUUUCGAUUCGAACUCGGCCGUCGACGGUUGCUCGUCUAAGAAACAACCUGGUUACGAGCAUUUUGAAUGGCUACGAAUACAGCUCGAGAUCAUGCGCUCGCGGGGCAUGAAAGUGAUACUCAUGGGCCACGUACCGCCAGCGCGCGUGGACAGCAAGAUGAGCUGGGACGAGACAUGUUGGCAGAAAUACGCUCUUUGGCAGAAGCAGUACAGAGAUGUAAUCGUGGGCAGCAUUUUUGGCCACAUGAAUAUCGAUCAUUUCAUGCUGCAGGAUUUCAAGGACAUCAAGAAGACUUUCAAGAAGGGCCGCGCGCCUGCCAGUCUUGGUAGAGCCAAGACGAAGAAUGCGGCGGGUGAGGAGUUCUCCAUCAUGUCGGCUCAGGAUUAUCUUAUCGACUUGCGCGAUUACUUCUCCAAAAUUCCGUCGAUUGGGGAGGUGCUCCGAUCCGGUCUAGAUAAGGAUGAAGAGAAGGACAGUGUCUCGUGGGCUGAUACUGUUCUGAGCGUGUUCAGAGGAAAGAAGGGCUCCGGCAAGGAUCAGAAUCCUCUCAGCAAGAUUGGUGGCGAGUUUGGUGAGAGAUACAGCGUGUCGUUCGUGGGGCCCAGCGUCGUGCCAAAUUUCUUCUCGACCAUACGCGUUUUCGAAUACAACAUAACGGGCUUGGAAGAUCUGAAUCUAGACGCCUUGCGCACCGACUCUUCUUCACCGUCGAAGGGAUCGGUCGAUCGAGCACAUCCGAAGCAGUUCUCCUUGUCGUAUGACCAGAGCAAAUUGUCAUUCAUCGAAGAGUUCGCCGAGGAUAUUGCACGUUCGCAUUUGACAUCGGACAAAGACGUAGAUGAGGAAAAGAAAAAGAAGACCAAGAAGUACAAGUUCAAGGUUCCCAAACCUCCUUCGAAGUCGUCGCCUCCAGGCCCUGCCUACUCCCCGCAGACGUUUACACUGCUUGGGUAUACCCAAUACUUCGCGAACUUGACUCAUAUUAACAACGAUUUUGCACAGUCCGUAGAGAGUGAAGAUGUCCAAGAUAUUGACGAGCAACGUUGGAAAGAAGGCAAGCACUCUGGUAAAGUCAAGAAGGGCAAGCCGCAUCCAAGGAAGUUCAAGUUUGAGGUGGAGUACGAUACCUUUAGCGACAAGAUCUACGGUCUCAAGGACCUAACUGUGCGGAGCUUCAUCGACCUGGCUAAGGUUAUUGGAAGCUCUGGGCACGCUGAGGAUGCUGCUUACAAUUAUGAGACUGAUGGUGUUGGCGCUGAUAGCAUUGACGAUACGGAGACGAAUCAAAGUAAUAAGAAGCCAAAAAAACGAAAAGCGAACAAGGUGUGGCACACGUUUGUCAAACGAGCUUUCGUUGGCACGAUAGAUCCACGAGAUUUCGAAGCGUUGAAUUCAGAAUUAGGUUCUGAAAUUACGACGUCCGCGGGUGAAGGAUCAGGAGGACUGGAGUUGUGACUAAAUCGCAUGGAGGCUGUUAGCCCUGGAUGAACGGCUGCUUUGAUACCCUGCUACGGAAUGAAUCGGUCCACAUUAUCAGGCGCAACAUUGCAUACGUAUGGGAUAUGGACGACGGACCACACAGGAAGUGCUCCGGUUCAUCUGUCGUCCACUCUUUUUCGACGCAUCUUGUUUCGUGAAGUUUUAUACUGGCUUUUCACCUUACCUGCAUUAUUAGCGUGAAUGCGAUGUU
Molecule: messenger RNA, 2570 nt
Organism: Verruconis gallopava
Lineage: Eukaryota; Fungi; Ascomycota; Dothideomycetes; Venturiales; Sympoventuriaceae
Exons: 3
Coding region: 161-2335 (724 amino acids)
Biological process (GO): polyphosphate catabolic process
Cellular component (GO): membrane; fungal-type vacuole
Molecular function (GO): endopolyphosphatase activity; exopolyphosphatase activity
Source: RefSeq, a predicted model, not a curated record